UUCAUCAAUUCAAAUAAAAAUAAAUAUUUUUCUAAAAAAAAAAAAAAAAAGUACGUUCAAGGUGAACGUUUUCAUACAGUAAACACGAGUGGAUUUCAAAGUUGUCACCCAUUAUAUUCAAGUUUGUUACCCCCAAAAAUGUGACAAAAUCUUACCCCUAUUGUAAACAUAAUUGAGGGUUGGUACUACUGAAAUACGCGUUAUGUUGGAAAAGUGUCGAAUAUAGCAAUUUACCCUUGUGUCUUUACGCUAGUAAAUAGAAAAAUAACACAUUAAAUGCUGAUUUUGAUUCAACGAAUUCUUCCACUUAUUUAGGCGUCAUGAAUAAAACGACAUCUGAAGAGAAUGGUGAGGUGAAGAGAACAAUAAACAAACAAGAUGCUCCAACUUACAGCUAUGAAAAUAGUUUUGCUUCAUACUACCCAAACUCUACCUCGCCUUCGGUGGCUAGUCAACCACUUCCCGGGCAACCUCCUUUGCCUCCAAUGCCUCCACCACCUGGAGCACUACCUCCAUUACCUCAUGUAUUCCCAGCGAUGCCACAGGUUUCACAAAUUCAAUCUUGGGCUCAUCCACCUUGGCAAUGGAUAGCACCUCAAGCUACUGCUUUAGCUCCUCAAACACCACGUGAUAUUACGAGUACUUCUACCAGAGGAAAUUACACUCGACGAGAUAGAUUCAAUCAUAAUAGAAAUAAUGUUUAUCCCCAGAGAGGGAAUUUUCAUCGAAAAAAUAGAAGACCCAGGUUCGAUCAGCCUCAUGCUUUCGAUCCAACUGCUUAUUUUGGACAAACUUUGACUGGUGGAAUUAGUAUUGAUUGGCAGAGAACAGGGUUUCCUGCAACACAGGCUGAUGCUCUCAACCAUAUGUCUAUUGCUAUUGCUAAUCAAGCAGCUAGUGGGACCAAUGUAGAGAAACAAGAGGGUGACCAAGAUAUAAAGAUAGUUUCGGAAGUAGGAGUAAAGAAAACAAAGCAAAGGAAACCAAUGUCUCAGAAUUAUCCAAGUAGACCAUGGAAUCUUGAAGACGCUCAAAGUGCAUUAAAAGUAGAAAAUGAGUACAAUAAAACAGUUAGAGCACAGAGUUUAAUAAUAAAAUUCCCAGAUCCCGAUUUAAAUAAAGACAUUGUUCGAGAAUUUCAUUCAGGCAUUCAGAAUAUACAUUUCCAAAGUCCCAGUGGACCUCGGUAUUGUUUUAUUCAAAUGGCGGAAGAUGUUAAUAUAGACGAGGCAAUCAAAGAAUUGGAAAAAAUCCCAUUUGGCGUUGGGCAUCUUAAAGUUGAGAAGAAGUCUCUUAGGGAUGAAGACUAUCCUUCUCCAGAGGAGAUUGACCCUUAUACGUUAUAUGUUGGAAACUUGCCAGAAUCAGUGAAUGUCAAUGAAGUCAAAAGUAAAUUUCCAACUGCUAGUAGAGUGGAUGUUGGAUAUGCUCAAAAAAUGAGAAAUACUCGAUAUGCCUUUAUUCGCUACACCUCCGUAGAAGAAUCCAUAGCGGCCUAUAAGAAAGCACAUGAUUUAAUGUGGGACACCAGAAGUAUAAUAGUAAGAUUUAGACGACAAAGAGGUAACACAUGUCUUCCUGGUGAAUCAAAAAAUAAUGCCAAAAAGGUUAAAGAAGAGCCCAAUGAUGCUAAUGUUAAGAAAGAAGUCGCUGCAACAUGUAAUGGCGAUCAGAAAUCAAACCAAGAAAAUAAUAAAAAUGACGAUGAAGAGCAAAAGAUUCAAAGCAUGCCAGUCAAUAGAACAGAAAAUAGUUCGGCAUUGGCUAACGAUUCAAGGUUUAAUGUAGAAAACCCACCAACAUCAGUUAAAUCUACAGAAACGUCUCAACAACCACAACAGCAACCUUGGACUUCACCGUCACCUCAGUUACCGUCAGCCGCAGAAGGAUCUCCGGCACCGCCUAUUAAUAAUACUGAAGAGACAGUGAUGAUUACAACGAUCAAAGAAGAACCUGAAGAUUAUGAUGAAAUGGAAAUGUCUUAUAUGCCGAUGGAUGAUGAUGACGAUGACGAUGAUGAGCCAGAUGAAUUGGACGAGUCAAAUGACGAGAUUGAUGAUAAUGACAAUGAAGCUGAUGAAGGAGACGAUCAGGAGGGUUCUAUUGAUUCUAAUGUCCAAAAUCGACGGAACGAUGAAAGAAAUUCUGAUACUCCUGAUCAUCUAGAUCAGAUGUUCAAUGAACUAGAAAACAUAGUAGGAGAUAUUGAACUCUGAGCAACCUGAAUGUGAAAAAAUCGAAUGUGUGAACUGUGAAUGCAACCAUGAUUGACUUCCUAAUAAAAUGAAUGUGUAAAUAUUUUCCAUUGUAUAGGAUUAUAUAUAUAUAUAUAUAAAGUUACGACUUCGAUUUUUAUUUAAGAUUUUUUGAAUUUCUAAGAGUAUCAAGUGAUUAAACAGUGAGAACCGAUGAUUAAGAUAGUAUUAUAUUGUCAUGUAAUUUGAUCCUAUUUUGGGAUUGAAAAAAUCAAAAUCGUGAUUCAGAAUGUAUUAAUUAUACUGGCUAUCAUUAAAACUAACUUUUUUAUUUUAA
Messenger RNA from Chelonus insularis, 2532 nucleotides. It is a transcript of the gene Pof, whose product is annotated as Painting of fourth. The record is from RefSeq and is a predicted model, not a curated record. Lineage: Eukaryota; Metazoa; Arthropoda; Insecta; Hymenoptera; Braconidae. The coding region runs from base 321 to 2216 and encodes 631 amino acids. Gene Ontology annotation, molecular function: RNA binding. The transcript has 6 exons.